AAUUUGGACGGGUCCAUUUUAAGUAAGGGGGAUCAACAAUAUAACAACAACAACGAAACAAAACAUCACAUUGAAAGUAAACUAUCUUGAAACAGCCACAAAUAUACAUACGAAAUGUUAGCGAGAAGAUUACUCUCACGAUUGUCAACAGUACAAAGUUGUCAAAAUGUUAUUUCGCACCAAAUGAAGGUUAUUCCAUUCACAUGUAGAACAACAUCAUUGGUUAGACAGAUAUCGUGUACAGUUUGUAAAUUAAAAGAUACAGAAACGAAGAAAAAAUACAAAUACAAAUAUUCGGAUGACCCUGCACGGGAAGGACGUAGCGGUUAUAAGCCACGGCAUAUCGAUCCAAUAGACAGUGUUCGUUACUUGGAGAGUGAAGCAUACAGGGAUGUUUAUAAAGACGAACCUGUUUGGGUACCGUACAGGAAGAAUACCAAAGGAAAUCUUUACCCUCCGAUCAGAACGACUUGCAUAAGGUCUGGGGUUAUAACUACAGGCAGUGCAUGUCCGAUAUGCAGGGACGAUUACCUGGUUUUUGACUACAGGAAUGUGAAGUUAUUAAAGCAGUUUAUAUUUGAGGAUUCACUAGAACCACGUAAUAUACGACAAGUUGGUCUCUGCAAAAAACAGAUGAAAAAAUUGCAGCUUGAGGUCGCAAAGGCUCAAGAUUAUGGGUAUCUGGAAAAAUAUUUUCCAUUACGACAUUACGAGGAGGAAUACUUUGAACCAAUGUCAGAGAAAAAUAAAACAUUAACCUCAAAUAAAACAUCUACUGAAGAAACAUCAAUGAAUCAAGCAAUGGAUGGGACCUCUACAAGUGAAAGUUUUUGAGAAAUCUUAACAAAUGAAAAAGAGCUGUAUGAAUAAAUCUAUGGAAGGGACCACUUCAAAUAACAAGGAUAUGGUUGGAUCGUCAGGGGGGACAAUUAGAGAUUAAAUAUUUUAGAAACUUACAGAGUUAAGGCCCCUUUAUCAUAUUUUCUCUGUAUUAAAACACUACAUAAUGUAUGUAAUUUUGCUUUGUUUGUUAUCGAAUACAUAUGUAUUAAGAUGAAUAGUGUGUUGGUUGCUAAAGUGUAAGUAUUUAACGUUGUUAAACCUUGAGAAACAUGCCAUUCUCAUAAACGGCUGUCCAGUUCUUUUUCAGUCUCAACUUUAAAGGAUGUUUGCAAAAAUUGAAUGUAAAAUAAGCAUCUUAUUUGUGUUUUACUCUUGAAGUGACUAAAAAGGUGUUUUUUUCUCCAUAUGUUAAGAAAUCUGAAGUCUGCAAGAGCAUAAAAACUGUAUAUUUUUGCCUGAUAAAAGUUUGAAUAAAUUGUUAUAUGAAUAUAA
Molecule: messenger RNA, 1335 nt
Organism: Ruditapes philippinarum (Manila clam)
Lineage: Eukaryota; Metazoa; Mollusca; Bivalvia; Venerida; Veneridae
Exons: 6
Coding region: 115-834 (239 amino acids)
Biological process (GO): mitochondrial translation
Cellular component (GO): ribosome; mitochondrion
Molecular function (GO): structural constituent of ribosome
Source: RefSeq, a predicted model, not a curated record